AUGGUUGCUUCGGGGCGUAGACGCGCUUUCCUGCUAUUUGGUGAUUCAUUAACCCAACGCGCGUUUGAGUGCGGAGGCUGGGGUGCUCGUUUGGCCCACCUUUUGUCUCGCAAAGCAGACAUCAUCUGUCGAGGUUUUGGAGCUUACAACACAAGGUGGUGCCGUCAUGUGGUGAGACACAUCGGUUCUUACCGAGAUUACUUCUCUGUUGUCACCGUACUUUUAGGCACGAAUGAUGCGGCACUCCCAGAUGUCGAGCCUGUUCAAGCGGUUCCACUAGACGAGUAUGUUGAAAAUUUGGAUGAUAUUCUGAAAUACCUCCGUAACCGAAGUGAGUUUGUUAUACUUUUCUCUCCUCCAUCAGUAGGGGAACUCGGGCGACUACGAGCCCAACAUCACAAAUAUGUUGCUGACGCUCACGACUGGUUAGAUAGGAACAACCUACACUCUGCAAAAUAUGCAUCUGUUGCCAAGGUGGUGGCGGAAAAUCGUGCACUAGUUUGUGUCGACAUGUUCCGGCUCACCUCAGUGCAACUUUUUUUGGGUGAAAACAUGCUGAUAGAUGGCAUCCACUUCACUGCAACGGGACAUCUUUUUCUUCUGAAAAGUCUUUUGCACGAGCUUCGUGCCGAAGCACACAUCUUAUCCGCCGAAAACAUGCGACCAGACUGGCCGUAUGGUCCCUGGAUGCAAAACAGUGCCGGGUCGUGGAGGGAAAUCCUAACAGAACACGAGUUGGAGAUCUCUCAUAUUUCCGGAGACAAAUUGAGCGCGCUCGCUGAUGCUUUUGGGAUAGUCUCGGUGUUCAUAUCCGCGUUUCUUUUUGGUCUUAGCGUAAGCUGUCGAGGUCUCGCCACUCUGUAA
This is a messenger RNA of Micromonas commoda, 864 nucleotides long. RefSeq lists its product with no specific name. The record is from RefSeq and is a predicted model, not a curated record. The transcript has a single exon. NCBI's taxonomy places the organism in Eukaryota, Viridiplantae, Chlorophyta, Mamiellophyceae, Mamiellales, Mamiellaceae. Bases 1 to 864 code for a protein of 287 amino acids.